AUGGCCAAAUCAACAGGCCAAAAGAGGCGUAGGGAAGCCGAGGCCGAUCUCGAACAGCAGAGCACCGCAACGAAGACUCAGGACGGCCCGCCGUCCAAGAAGAGCCGUGUCGAGGAGCGACGGUCCCUCUUCGUAAGGUCUCUCCCGACCACAGCAACGGCCGAAUCCCUGACCGACUUCUUUUCGCAACAUUACCCUGUAAAACAUGCCACUGUCGUUAUCGAUCCUAGGACCAAGGAAUCCCGUGGCUAUGGGUUCGUUACUUUUACCGAUGCCGACGAUGCUGUCGAGGCUAAGCAGAAGCUCAACAACGAGCUGCUUGGUGGCCGCCGUAUGAAACUGGAGGUUGCCGAGCCGCGACACCGUGCAGGCGGUGACAGUGCUGCCAAGUCUCACAUCGCAGAAGAGAAGAAGAAGCGAGAGGAGGAAAUGGCAGAGGCCAAGAAGGCCCCGAAGCUGAUUGUUCGAAACCUGCCCUGGAGCAUCAAGAGCUCGGAACAGCUCACCAAGACCUUCUCCAAAUAUGGCAAGAUCAAGUUCGCCGACCUACCAAACAACAAGGGAAAGCUCAAGGGCUUCGGUUUUGUGACCUUCCGUUCAAAGAAGCAUGCGGAGCGGGCAAUGGAGGAGAUGAACGGCAAAGACGUCGAUGGGAGGACCAUUGCCGUGGACUGGGCGGUUUCGAAGGAUGAGUGGCAACAGCAACAGGGUCUGGAGCAGGAGGACGAGGAAAAGGAUGAACCGAAACCCAAGUCCAAGAAGUCCAAGAAGGAAAAAGCCGACGUAGACGAUGAUGAGGACGAGGAGAUGAAGGACAUGAACGAGGAGGACCGCGACCUUGCCAUUUUCAUGAAGAAGAUGGAAGACUUCGACUCCGAGGACGAAGACGACGACGAAGAGGACGAAGAUGAGGACGAGGACGAGGAUCUCUCAAGCGACUCGGGAGAAGAAAUCGUGGAGGAGAAACCCAAGCGUCUCACGGAUAACUCCACGACAGUCUUUAUACGCAACCUUCCCUUCACGGCUACGGACGAGUCGCUGAAGGAGCACUUCGAGAAAUUCGGCCACAUCAGGUACGCCAGGAUUGUCAAGGACAGGGCAACUGAGCGGCCCGCUGGCACUGGCUUCGUUUGUUUCGUCAACGAGGACGACUUCAAGGCCUGCUUGAAGAACGCUCCACGACAACGACAACCCGUCAAGACUUCUAGGCACUCGGUACUCCAGGAUGAGACUGUCGACACAGAUGGUCGCUACACCCUCGACGGACGUGUCCUAUCGGUGGCUCAUGCAGUGAGCAAAGAAGAGUCGGCUCGAUUCACCGAGGCGGGUCCUGCGGCCCGCAAGGGACAAGAAAAGGACAAGCGGCGCCUAUACCUUCUCCCCGAAGGCACCAUCCCCAGCGGCUCCCCUCUUUACAAGCUGCUCUCCCCGACAGAGGUCAAGCUGCGUGAGCAGAGCUUACAGCAGCGGAAGAAGCAAGUGCAAAGCAACCCCAGUCUGCAUUUAAGUAUGACGAGACUGGCAAUCCGCAACCUGCCCAGGAACAUGUCCUCCAAGGAAUUAAAGCAACUCGCCCGGCAAGCCAUUGUUGGCUUCUCUGCAGAUCUCAAGGCAGGCAAGCGCGCUCCGCUUUCCAAAGAGGAGCUUUCGCGAGGAGGAGCUGAGGACCGGGAAGCCGAGCACCGUCGCAAGGAAAAGGGCGUCGGCGUCGUCAAGCAGGCAAAGGUCGUCUUUGAGACGAGGGAUGGCAAGAAGGUGGACGAGUCCACCGGUGCAGGUCUCAGCAGGGGCUAUGGAUUCAUCGAAUACUCCAGCCAUAGGUGGGCGCUCAUGGGUCUCCGUUGGCUCAACGGCCACGCACUCAAAAACGAGGCAGGCAGGACGGUGCGACUGAUUGUGGAGUUCGCGAUCGAGAAUGCACAGGUGGUGAGCAGGAGGAAGGCAAAUGAGGUGAGGGCGAGGACCAAGCGGGCUGAGGCACAGGACAAGGGGGGGCAAGACAAGAAGCAAGGACGCAAAGACGUCAAGGGCAAGCCGGGCAAGGCACCCCAGGCGUCGGCUGGUGUUGAAGAUAGUGAGGGUGAGGGCAAGAAGAAGGAUGCCAAGGAGAAGUUGGCGCAGAGGCAGAGGAUCAUCGGGCGGAAGAGGAUGGCUCGGAAGAACAACAAGGGCCGGAAGGGUUAG
Messenger RNA from Diaporthe citri, 2184 nucleotides. RefSeq lists its product as uncharacterized. The record is from RefSeq and is a predicted model, not a curated record. NCBI's taxonomy places the organism in Eukaryota, Fungi, Ascomycota, Sordariomycetes, Diaporthales, Diaporthaceae. The transcript has a single exon. Bases 1 to 2184 code for a protein of 727 amino acids. Gene Ontology annotation, molecular function: RNA binding.